Coregonus clupeaformis (lake whitefish) is the source of this 1566-nucleotide messenger RNA. RefSeq names its product survival motor neuron protein. The transcript is spliced from 12 exons. The record is from RefSeq and is a predicted model, not a curated record. Gene Ontology annotation, biological process: mRNA processing. Bases 159 to 1478 code for a protein of 439 amino acids. Gene Ontology annotation, molecular function: RNA binding. NCBI's taxonomy places the organism in Eukaryota, Metazoa, Chordata, Actinopteri, Salmoniformes, Salmonidae. Gene Ontology annotation, cellular component: nucleus; cytoplasm.
AGAAUGCACUGUAGCAUACACAUGGUGCGCUGCAGCUUUUUUGACACACUCGCGGGAAUUUAAUAUAAUCAAAACGUUUGCUACUACAUUUGAAACAACCUACUAUGUCACGAAAACUACAAUAAGUCAACACGUGUGUUUCAUUCAACUAGAUAGUUAUGGCUGAAUGUCCAGCAAGUAUUGUUUUGCGAUGUGAAGGAGUCGAGAAUAAAGGGUCUGUGGCUACUGACAACUCGGCACUGGUAAAGGCCUAUGACGAAGCCCUUCAAACAUUUCGGAGCUCAAACAUUGAAAAAGAGAGUGGUGAGAAGCUUUGCGACAAUCUACAGAAACUGUCUGAGUCCGAAUCGUGUGUGCCAAGUCUGGAACCAGUUGACCUAAGGGCAAACUCAAAGAGCUGUAAUGAUGAAAAAGAGAGUGAUGAGAGGGUUGGAGACAACCCACCGAAACUGAUGGAAUCAAAACUGAUAGGCUAUAUGGAAGAAUACGAUUUGUGGGAUGUGAGCGAUGAAAAUGAGAGCGAUGAGAAGCUUGCAGACAAUUCACAGAAACUCUCUGAAUCUUGUGUGCCAAGUAAGGGACCGUUUGACCCAAAGGCAAACUUAAAGUGGGAGGUAGGUUCCCACUGCAAGGCUGUGUGGUCACAGGAUGGGCUGGUUUAUCCUGCCAGCCUGGUCUGGUUGGAUGGGGAGUGCUGCAAGGUGAAGUUUGACAACUACGGAAACGAGGAAGAGAUGAAGCUGAGUGCCCUGCUACCUGAAGCUGCUGACCAGCCCUGGAAGGAAAAACGGGUGUGGAUGCUGGGUUCCCGGUGCCGUGCCGUGUACUCCGAGGAUGGCCUGGUCUACCCAGCGGUGCUGGUGUGGAUGAGAGGCGAACGCUGCCGGGUGAAGUUUGAAGGCUACGGGAAUGAGGAGGAGCUGGAGCUGAGCACCCUGCUAUCUCCAGAUGACCUGGGAGGACACAGUGGAAGAGCUGCUGCCAAGGCUGUCGAAGGGUUCAGGUCCACUAGUAACAACAGCGCAGAUUGGAAGAAGAAGGAUAGAGAGUGGAGGACACCUCAACAAGAGGGACGAGAGGAGCCUUCCUCACCUCAGCCACCUGAGUUUCCUCCAGGAAAAGACUAUAGCAAAAGCAGCUAUAACCUUGGCAAUGAGCAGGGGGAUAAAAAGAAGCCAAGUAGUCGGAGACAGGAACCAAAUAAUCACCCCUUUCCUUUUUUUCCUCCAGUGCCACCGCCCAAAGGCUGUUUGGACUUCCUGUCACUCCUGCCUCCUCCUCCACCUCCACCGUGUGUAUGGCCCCCCCGAGCAGGGCUGGUGGGCGCUGGCGAUGGGCUAGACUCGGCCGUGACAGACUUAUCCAGCAUGCUGCUCUCCUGGUACCUGUGUGGCUACCACACUGGCUGCUACAUGGCAAUGCAGCAGACAACGACAAGUCGCAAGAGGGCUCAUGAAGAGAAACGGGCCGAGGAAUAAGGUUGGUUUAAGACCCUAGAAUGGGGAAGAAGACGAAACAGCUGUCCUGUAGAAACAGGACAAGAGUUCCAAAGACUGAAUGUUCUUG